Molecule: messenger RNA, 426 nt
Organism: Monascus purpureus
Lineage: Eukaryota; Fungi; Ascomycota; Eurotiomycetes; Eurotiales; Aspergillaceae
Source: the annotation of a GenBank genome assembly
AUGCAUAGCCGGGAUAGUUCCUCCGGUUGUUGCUGUUGGAAUAUUAUAGCACCUGUGUUUUAUCAGAAGUCCAAUAAUAAUCUUAUUCCUCUGGAGACAAUAUUUACCCCUCUCAAACGACGCGGAAUACUUCCCAACCCGCCUCAACCCCCCAGCAGCAGGAACGACGCUCCAUCCCUCCCUCGCCAGCUCAUCCAGUAUCCGCAGAAGAACAUUCCGAAUAGCAACUUUUUCAUCAUCAUGGCUGUACGAGUACGGGUUCCCGCGCAGCUUGAUCUCAAAACUCCCCGCAUUAUCGGGUCGUACGUCCUGAAUGCCCCGCGGCCAGAGAACGGGCACAAUCUCGUCCGCGAUCCGCGAGGUGAGUUUCGUGGGGAAGCGGAAGAAGCGGAUUCGGUCAGGAGGGAGAGGGUCAGGAGGGCGUAG